This is a messenger RNA of Penicillium digitatum Pd1, 921 nucleotides long. The record is from RefSeq and is a predicted model, not a curated record. Lineage: Eukaryota; Fungi; Ascomycota; Eurotiomycetes; Eurotiales; Aspergillaceae.
AUGAAAGGUCGGACCGACGAGGCCUUGGAGAUUCUGGAGUAUCUAAAUGAGAAAUCUCGAAAUGACCCCUACAUCAAGAAUGAACUCCUCUCCAUCGAGAAAACUGUCAAGGAAAUGAACAAGGGCUCUUAUAGAAGUUUGUUCAAGAUGAACGAGCAUCGAGAAUUCCAUCGUGUGGCACUUGCCUACGUCAACCAGAUGUUCCAGCAGAUUUCUGGAAUCAAUCUGAUCACCUACUAUUCCACCAGGCCCCUUCACUCUGCUUGCAACGGAACGGAGCAUCUGAUGGCUGCAUUUAUCCCCAAUUUCAUUAUCGAGAAAGCUGGACGUCGCCCACUGAUGCUGUUCGGUGCCGCCGGCAUGUCAAUUUCAAUGGCCGUCCUAGCUGGUACCAACUACUGUUUGACCGUUCUUAAUGAUAGCCGCGCCGGCAUUGGGCAGGCCGUGUUCCUUUUCGUCUUCAACACAUUCUUCGCCAUCGGCUGGCUCGGAAUGACCUGGCUGUAUCCGGCCGAAAUCGUGCCUCUACGAAUCCGUGCUCCAACCAAUGCUCUAUCUACCAGCGCUAACUGGAUCUUCAACUUCAUGGUUGUCAUGAGCACACCCGUCGCAUUCCAGAAUAUCGGAUACAAGACCUCUGUCAUCUUUGCUGUUAUAAACACAUUCAUGUUCCCGUGUGUAUACUUCUUCUUCCCGGAGACUCGUUACCGUUCGCUGGAAGAGUUGGACGCUAUCUUCAAGAAAUCGACCAACGUUUUCAACGCCGUAACCAUCUCCGUCAAGGAACCUUACCGCUACGAUAAGCAUGGCGAGCUCAAACCUGAAUAUCUUGAGGAGGCCAUGCGCCAUGCCAGCGUUGAUGUGCACAUAGCCGGCGCGAAGUUCGAGGGCGAUAAGAGUGGUAAUGAAGUCAAGGCUUGA